This is a messenger RNA of Thamnophis elegans (Western terrestrial garter snake), 5422 nucleotides long. RefSeq names its product laminin subunit gamma 3 (gene LAMC3). The record is from RefSeq and is a predicted model, not a curated record. The transcript is spliced from 28 exons. Bases 1 to 4716 code for a protein of 1571 amino acids. NCBI's taxonomy places the organism in Eukaryota, Metazoa, Chordata, Lepidosauria, Squamata, Natricidae.
AUGGCAGAGCGGCGGCUGCUGCUGCUGCUUCCUUCCCUGGCUUUUCUCGCCUUCUUCCACCCGGCCACAGGAGCCAUGGACGUCUGCUACAACUCCCAGGGCCACGCCCAGCGUUGCAUGCCCAUCUUCGAGAACGCAGCCUUCGGCCGGCAGGCGCAGGCCUCCAACACGUGUGGUUGCCCCCCCGAAACCUACUGCUUGCAGAUGGGCACGCGGGAAUCCAGCACCCUGUGCCACCGUUGCGAUUCGGACGACCCCCUGGCGCACCACAACGCCUCUUACCUGACCGACUUCCACAGCCAGGAAGAGCCGACUUGGUGGCAAAGCCAGUCCAUGGCCUUUGGGGUUCAGCACCCCACCUCCGUCAACAUUACUCUGCACUUGGGGAAGGCUUAUGAAAUCACCUACGUGAGGCUGAAAUUCCACACCAGCCGCCCGGAGAGCUUCGCCAUUUACAAAAGGAGCCGGGCCGAGGGGCCGUGGAUCCCCUACCAGUUCUACAGUGCCUCUUGCAAGAAGACUUACGGGAAGGCGGAACGGCAGUUUUUGAGAUCAGGAGAACACGAGCGAGUGGCCUUUUGCACGGAUGAGUUCAGCGACAUAUCUCCUCUCAGUGGGGGAAACGUGGCCUUUUCCACCUUAGAAGGCCGGCCCAGUGCCUACAGUUUUGACCAGAGUCCACUCCUCCAGGAAUGGGUGACCUGUACCGAUCUCUUGAUCUCUUUGGAUCGCCUUAACACCUUCGGGGAUGACAUCUUCAAAGACCCCAAAGUGCUCCAGUCUUACUAUUACGCCAUCUCAGACUUCUCCGUCGGGGGAAGGUGUAAGUGUAACGGCCAUGCCAGUGAAUGCAUCCCUAAUGAAGAAGACCGACUGGUUUGCCUCUGCCAACACAAUACUACUGGGGUAGACUGCAAUAUGUGCCAGCCAUUCUACCAGGACCGUCCCUGGGCAAGGGGCACCGCUGAGUCAGCCAACGAAUGCCUUCCGUGCAACUGUAGUGGUAGAUCGGAGGAAUGCUAUUACGACUGGGAACUCUACCGGCGCACCGGGCAUGGUGGUCACUGUGUGAAUUGCUGGGACAACACUGCCGGACCCCACUGUGAAUACUGCCGGCCAAAUUUUUAUCGUUGGGAUGAUGAAAUGGCGUGUCAGCCCUGCAAUUGCAACCGAGCAGGUUCUUUGAAUCCUCAGUGCGAUGCUGCAGGGAAGUGUGAGUGCAAAGCGACAGUGACAGGCUGGAAGUGCGAGCGAUGCCAGGAAGGCUUCCAUUCCCUGAGUGAAGGAGGGUGCAGGCCUUGUGCUUGUAACUCCGCUGGCAGUCUCGGGGUGUGUGACCCCAAUUCAGGGCACUGCAGGUGCAAGAAGAAAGUGGAAGGGUACCUGUGCAACAGAUGUCAGCCCGGCAGUUUUAACCUACAACCUGACAACCCAGAAGGAUGCACAAGUUGCUUCUGCUACGGACACUCAACCGUCUGUGCAGCAGCUCCAGGGUACGAAGACUGUCACGUUGUCUCUGACUUCAGACUAGGGCUUGGUGGCUGGAAAGCAGAGAACUCGGCUGGGAAAGAGGCUUCACUGCGCUGGGAUGGGGACGUCGCCUUCGUUGACCGAAAUGAACAGGAGGUGACUGGGUUUAAGGCACCAGAGAAAUUUCUAGGCGAUCAGCGUUUCAGCUACGGCCAGCUUCUCUCGGCCGUCCUUCACUUCGGAGACAACUCAACCGAUGCUUCUUCUUCUCCUACCGUCCAGUUAAUUCUGGAAGGCAACGGGGUCUCUUUAUCAGCGAUACACGAGAACCCGGAAGAAAGAGAGAACGAAAUUCCAUGCACAGAACGGAUCGUGUCCUUCAGGUUGCACGAGGCGGAGGAAGCCAUGAAUUUGGUCCUGUCGCCUUUCCAGUUCCAGCGGAUGCUUUCCAAUCUGACGAAGCUUCAGAUCCAAGUUAAAAGUAGACCUUCCUCUGCAGGCAGGAUUGCGCUGAAGGAGGUUCGCCUGGCCUCCGCCUGCCCCGGUUCCUCCCGGGGGGCUCCGUGGGUGGAAGAGUGCCUCUGCCCGCAGGGCUUCCAAGGCCGGUUUUGCCAGUUGUGCGCUCCGGGUUACAAACGGUCGAUCCCUUGGGGGGGGCCGUUUGCAAGUUGCGUGCCUUGUACCUGCAACCAGCACGGGAGCUGCGACCCCAAUUCUGGCAUCUGCCAAUGUCUUCACAACACCGAAGGGCCCGCUUGUGAGCGAUGUGCUGUGGGGUACUAUGGCAACCCUUUCCUUGGCCAGCCUGAUGACUGCCAACCUUGCCCGUGUCCGGGGCAAGGGCCUUGUGCAACCAUGCUGGACAGCCAAGAAAUUGUCUGCACGCAUUGUCCCCCGGGACAGAGAGGUCGCCUCUGUGAAUUAUGUGAUGACGGUUUCUUUGGGGAUCCCCUGGGGAGGAACGGAAGUCUGCGUCCUUGCAACAGCUGCGAUUGCCGUGGCAACACGGACCCCAACGCAGUGGGCAAUUGUGACACCUUCACCGGCCGCUGCCUGCGCUGCUUGUACAACACUGCAGGGGAGCAUUGCGAACGGUGCCAGGAGGGCUUCUAUGGGGAUCCCUUGGCUGCCAACCCAGCCACCAAGUGCGCACCCUGCAGCUGUAACCCUGAUGGCUCCACUCACGGGCCCAAAACUUGUGAUCCGGUUUCUGGACAGUGUCGCUGCCUUCCCAAUGUAACCGGACGAGAGUGUACCCAGUGCCUGGAAGGCUAUUUUGACCUACAGCCAGGGGUGGGGUGCAGAAGUUGCCAGUGCCACCCGGUGGGAGCCCAGAGCAACAUCUGUCACCCCGUCACAGGGCAAUGCAUCUGCCACCCUGGCGUCACAGGGCUAUCGUGCCAUCAGUGCCAGGAUGAGUUCUUUGGAUUCUCUGCCCAGGGCUGCCAAGCCUGCAACUGUUCCCAGAUUGGUUCGGUUUCCCUCCAGUGCCACAGCAACAGCAGUUGUGACUGUAACAAGGGCUUUGUGGGUAACAAGUGUGACCAGUGUGAUGUGAACUACUUCUUUGACCCGGGAAGUGAGCAAUGCCAGGAGUGUCCCCGCUGCUACGGCCUUGUGAAGGAGGAGACGGACAGAGUGAUUGACAAGCUGACCGAAAUGGAAGCCUGGUUCCAGAGGCCCAGCUGUGACCGAUCCAAAGGCGGAUAUCAUCACGUGAUGCUUGGCGAGAGCCCCCGGGGAGACAACCUUCAGCAGCCGUACCUGUUGGAAGGUGCCAAAGCUGCCUUCUUGGAGAAGAUGACGGAUCUGAAGGACUCGUUGGAGGAUGCCGGCCAUCGGCUGAGCAACGCCAGCAGAACCAUCGCUUGUGAUGGUCAGCGGGCUGCCAAAGUGUGCGGGCUCCUUUCCGACGUAUCCUCCACCCUGCGGUCCACCCAGGAGGAGAUCCAGCUGGCCACGGAGGUCCUGGGAAGCCUGGAAUUUUCUUCUGAAAUCUCUUAUCAGUCUACAAACUGGAGCCGCCAGGUGAUCAGAUCCAGCACUUUGGCCCGCAGCCAUGUUGAAAUUGCAUCCUUGGUGGAAGGCCUGGCCAGAAGAGCCAUCCAGGCAUCCCACUCCAGUUAUCGUCUUCUCCAAAACGUUGCAAAUGUCAGCAAGAUGGAAGAGUUCAGGCAAGAGAUGGAAGAGAGUGGUGAGAAAAUCAAUAGGACCCAAAAAACCCUCGUCUUGCAAAUAGAAGAUGCUGAGAAGCUGGUUUCAGGCCAUCAGAGCAACACAACCCUGGCUCAGACGGAUACUUUGGAGCUGCGCCCUCUGGUGGAGAAAGCUGGAAAUCUGGUCCAAGAAGCCGAGGAAAUCCAGCAACUGAUUGAAACGAAACACGGGUUGACAACCGACAAAACCUUGGCAGUAGAAACUGGGUUAAAGGAAAUGCUGCAGAGGAUUCGGCCCUUGGAAGAGCUAUGGCAGAGAACGAACAAUGCACAGGCACUGGCCGAGUCCUCCCUGGCCAACGGAGAGGCCGUGGUGUCCGAAGCGAAGGCUUUGGUGACCACACUGGAUGGAAUAAAGACCCUGAUGGCAGACCCUAAAGGCCGCGCUGCGGUCAGGAGGAAGCGGGUUGCGGUGCGUGGCCGGACGAUUGUGGAGACCCAGAGGAAGAUCAGGCAGGCCCAGAAAGCCCUGGGGAAUUCCGGGACCGUUUCCGCAAAGGCCUUCGCGGUUGCCCGUGAGGGGGAAUCGGCCGCGAGGAAAAAUGCCCAGGCGGCCGAAGGGGUCCUAAGACGGGCCAAGGAGGAGAGGAAGCAGGCUAGCCGAAUGUCUGCCACGGUUGCUCUCACCCUGGUUACCGAGAUUUCCAGGCAAGAAGACAAGGCCAGAGAACUUCAGGCCCAACUUGGGAAACCUGCGGAGGCUGCAGUGGGCAUGAAGACGCUCGGCCAGAACCUCCAAGCGGCCCAACGCUCCUUGGAGAUGGACAUUAAGGCCCUCCAGCAUCUGCUCUCCAAACUAGGAAACCUGGAUGGGUCCGCAGCUGUGCUCCGUGCGAGCCAGGUCCAGCUGGCAAGCUUGAGGCUGCGUCUGGCGGGACCUGGAGCCCUGAAUGAGACCCUGGGCAUCUUGGUACAGGAAGCCGAGGAGCAGAAGGCAUCGCUGGAAGCCUUCGAAGAAGAUCUGGCAGAGAUCCAGAGUGACAAGGGGAACCUAGAGGCCAUUCUUCAGAGCUUGCCCAGCGGCUGUUAGAGGUGAAAGGAGGCCUGGAGACUGGAAGUGAUGGAAUCAAUGUAGACACCCCCCCCCCCGCUUUUAAAAAAGGAAAAGGAAAUACUCCCAGAAUGCCACUGGCCAGAGGAGGCAGACUGAGCCAUCUUUGUCAGAGACAGAGAAUCGCUUGAGAAAACUAUCUGGUGUUCUGGGCUGCCGAACCAACCUUAAAGAUUCAACCCCAAAAUGGAGACCUCCCAAAUUCAUGGCGGUCCUGAGGACUAGAAAUCUGAAACAGCCACUUUGCAAGUCUUUGGGGAAACUGUGCAUUGUGCCUUUUUGGUCCCAGGAGUUUUGGACCCUGGAGGGGGUGGGUGGGGGGGAAAAACCCAAGAGAUUUGAACCCUGAUGCUGAAAAAUGAAAAUUGGCUGCCAGGAUGGGGAAUAAAUCCAGUAUAAGGAUAUAGAAUUUGCUUGUUUCCGGUUCUUCAGAAGCUAGAGAAAUUUUCAUUUCCUUUUAAAGGCAAGCUUUAAAAACCAACAAAAGCUGCCUCUUAGCUGUGCCAUUGGAUAGACCAGGGAUGUGUUGCUGCCGGCAUUACUGCCGGUUCGGUUCUCGCACACAGUUGCCUGUAAAUAGGUCUCCACAUGCGCAGAACAUUAAAAAUGCCCCCCCCCCAAAAAAAAACACCAUGCUACCAGGGUACCAGUUUGGGGGCGUUGCGAGUCUGCUGUCCUUACUGGU